Messenger RNA from Paramecium octaurelia, 1340 nucleotides. The record is from the annotation of a GenBank genome assembly. Lineage: Eukaryota; Ciliophora; Oligohymenophorea; Peniculida; Parameciidae.
AUGCAAACUGAAAUUCAAAAAAUAAUAUGCCAAAAUCAUUAACGUGAUAUAAUAGCCAUGAAUCUUGACAGUUUACAAAUUGGCUAAAUUUAAUAUUUAUGUUGUAAAUGCUUAGUUGAAAAAAUGAAUGAUGAUAAAAUAUAAGCAAUUGAAGAAAUAAUAGAUAGAAUAUCAUCUCUAAAAACCUAAAAAAAGUAAAAUAAGAUUUAAGAGACUUAAAUAAGAUUAGAUUACUUCAAGAACAUACUUUAUUAAAUAAUGGAGUUAAAACGAAACGUAAUGUUGAGGCUACAUUCGAUAAGAUCCAUUUUCAAAUACAAGCUCAAAUUUGUACUAUUCAACAGGAGCACUAAUCUUUUUUAGAGUAAUUCAAAGUCGAACAAACUUUAUAAAAGGAUAUUUCAUCUUUGGCUGAAUUUUUUUAAAUAGAUAUUAGGGAAAAGCAAUUAAAAUUUUAGCAGGAUAUCCAUUUAAUUGAAGAAAUUGAGGAGUAAUUUGAGCUCUUUCUGAAUAAUUAAGAAUAUUUCUAAGCUCUAGUAACUUUUAAAGUGGCUAAAUAAAAAAUAAACGAAGUAAUAGAAAAUGUUAAAGUUGGAUUAAUGCCACACAAAGAUAUGCUAUUGUAAAAUAUAAACUAGAAAGAGAAAAAAAAUAACACUACCAUAUAAUAGUAAAAAUUAAAUGAAAACACCUUCGAUAAUAUAUAAAUUUAGUAAAAUGUAAAAAUUGCCUAAAAUGAUCUACUAAUAAAUAAAAUUAUAAAGGAAUUAGAACUUAAAAGACAAUUCAUUGAUCCGAUUUUGUAGUUAAAACCAACUUUACUUCGAGAUGAUUACUGGCAUAAAUUAUUUUAUAUUUUAUAGGCAAAAAUGAAUAGAAAUAUCAGAAAUUCAAUUUUAAUCUAUUAAGGAUCAAAAGAUGGAUUAAAUGCAAAAUAAUAUUGGUAUAAAGUUAAUGGAAGAUCAAAUUUGCUUAUGAUAUUUUAAUCCAAAAGUAAUUAUAUCUUUGGAACAUAUUCUCCUUGUACAUGGGAAUCAAAAAAUGGAGUAUGGGUAGAGGAUAAUACAUUAUCAUCUUUUAUAUUUUCAUAAACCCAUGAUCAAGUUUAUCCUCUAAAGUAGGAUAAGAAGUAACAAGCUAUAGGUUUAAAUUCAAGCUAUGGACCUCUAAUUGGUGGUGGGGAUGAUCUUUUCAUAGAUGGAGAUUUUACUUAAGGAUAUUCUAGAUUAGGUGGUUCAUAUUAAUUUUAGUAUUAUUAGUAAGGUAAUAACGAACCUUAUUUAUAUGGAUAAAUAUAACCAGAAAUUAAAGAAUGUGAAAUAUAUCAGUUAUUGUUUUGA